Molecule: messenger RNA, 4008 nt
Organism: Hyla sarda
Lineage: Eukaryota; Metazoa; Chordata; Amphibia; Anura; Hylidae
Gene: CLSTN3
Product: calsyntenin 3
Exons: 19
Coding region: 396-3173 (925 amino acids)
Biological process (GO): positive regulation of synapse assembly; homophilic cell-cell adhesion; positive regulation of synaptic transmission
Cellular component (GO): cell surface; postsynaptic membrane
Molecular function (GO): amyloid-beta binding; X11-like protein binding; calcium ion binding
Source: RefSeq, a predicted model, not a curated record
GUCAUCCUGCAGUGCUGCUCGACUCUGCUCCAUCCUAAGGACAUUACACAGACCCUCCCCCGGAGCCAAGCAUCCCCCUGAAGCUCAACAUCUCCCUCCCCAACGCAGAGCAUCUCCCCCGGAGCACAGCAUCUCUCCCACCCCCCUGGAGUACACCUCUCAGCAGAUCAUUUCUCCUUCAGCGGAGCCACCAACCUGACCGUAUUUUUGUGGGUUUUUUUUUAAUUUAAUUUUAUUUGCAAUUUAAUUUUUUUUUUUUACCAUCCUUUAUAAAAAAAAAAAAAUCGUCCCCCUACCCAAAGACAGAGAAUUCCAGAAUCAUCGAAUGAGAUCCACAGAAUAAGGCAGCGAGACAUCCCCCGUCUGUGCAGUGAGACCGCAGGCGACAGCUAAGAAUGAUCCAGAGAGACAUCUGCCUGUCGGUGCUUUUUGUCACGGCCCUUCUGCACUCGGUUACCUGCAAUAAAGGUAACAAACACAAACCAUGGAUGGAAGCCCAGUACCAGGGGAUCAUCAUGGAGAACGACAACACAGUCUUACUCAACCCACCUCUCUUCGCCCUGGACAAAGAUGCUCCAUUGAGAUAUGCAGGCGAAAUAUGUGGGUUCCGGAUUCAUGGAGCUGGAACUCCCUUUGAAGCUGUGGUUCUAGACCGAACAACAGGUGAAGGUCUGAUCCGAGCGAAGGGUCCGGUGGACUGUGAAGCCCAGAGAGAGCACACCUUUACCAUCCAGGCACAUGACUGUGGAGAGGGACCAGACGGGAGCAACAGCAAAAAAUCUCACAAAGCCACGGUUCAUGUCCGAGUCAAUGACGUCAAUGAGUUUGCCCCCGUGUUUGGUGAACGGGUCUUCAGAGCUUCAGUCACUGAGGGUCGUAUGUACGAACGGGUCCUCCGGGUGCAGGCGUGGGACCAGGACUGUUCUCCUCAGUACAGCCAGGUCUGCUUCUACCAGAUCCUCACCCCCAAUGUGCCCUUUACAAUCGACAAUGAUGGUUAUAUAAAGAAUACGCAGCCUCUGCAGGCCAGCGGUGAGCGCGUGAUCAGGUUUACGGUGACGGCAUAUGACUGCGGGAAGAAGCGAGCCGUGGAGGAUGCUGAGGUGGAGAUCCAAGUGAAGCCCACCUGCAAACCCAGCUGGAGAGGCUGGAACAAGCGCAUCGAGUACGUCCCUGGCAGCGGCAGCCUGGCCUUGUUCCCCACCAUUCACCUAGAGACCUGCGAAGAGCCAAUCUGGAGUAUUCAGGCCACAGUGGAAAUCCAGACCAGUCACAUUGCCAAGGGCUGCGACCGCGAUAACUAUUCAGAGAAGUCAUUACGCAAGCUGUGCGGAGCUGCCCCCGGGGACGUUGACCUUCUACCCCCAUCAAGUUCGACAUACAACUGGACCCACAGCCUUCCGGUACAGGACACUCAAGACAGUAGCCCGGUCUUUUGGUUCAAUGGUUCUCAAUCAGUGGAGGUUCCUCCUGGGCGGUUACCUGCAGGGGGUGGAGCCGCUGAUCACCUGACUCUCUCUUUUUGGCUGAAACAUGCAGGGGGCAGUGGAGGCAGAAACGGAAAGGAAGAGGAGGUGCUGCUGUGUAACACUGUCCAGAAUGACGGCAGCUUCUCACACUACACCCUGGCCGUUCACGGCUGUCGGAUCUCGUUCCUGUACUGGUCCCUCCUGGACAGCGCUCACCCUGUCAAGUUCCUUUGGAAGCUGGAACAGGUGUGUGACGUGGAAUGGCAUCACUACGCUCUGAGCCUCGAGUUCCCAACCGUAUCUCUAUAUGUGGAUGGGGUGACGUACGACCCAGCACUCAUGCAUGAUAAUGGAGCCCUUACACCUCCCAAACGCCAGGGCAGAAUGAUGAUCGGCGGCUGCUGGACGGAUGAGAAGAUUUCAGUAAAAGUCAAUGAUGGUGAAACAUCAAGAACAUCAGGCUCCGCUGUCGGUCGGUUCCUACGGGGGUACGUCUCCGGACUGUCCCUGCGCCUGGGUCCAGUAGACUCUCGGGAAGUGAUUGACUGCCUAUAUGCCUGUAAGGAGGGUCUCCAAUACACUGACUUUGACAGCCUGGGGAAAGGAAUGAAGGUCCACGUUAACCCUGCUCAGUCACAGUUGACGCUGGAAGGGGAUGAUGCCCUGUCCUUCAGCCGAGCUCUGCAGCAUGUGGAGUACCUCAACUCUUUACAGUUUCCAACAUCAGGAGUGAGACCCCUUAAACUGCAGACAACAGUCAGGUGUCUCACUGAUGAAGGAUGUCUCACGGUGCCAGAUCUAGAUGGGUACCUUGUGGUGCUGCCGCCCGAUGCUCCACAAGUCCAGCUGUCUGGGUCCCCUCGAUCGGCACACCCUGUAUCUGACUUCCAGGGGCCACUAGGUGUUUCCAUAUUCCCAGACCUGAGGAUUACCUGCACUGUUUCUCAUAAUUUAUCCCCCAAUAAGCUGGAGAGAGCUCCACGAUCAGAUGUGCAGUCCCCUGAUGGCAUAGAGUGCGCCCUGGAGAGGUGUGAGAUCGGAGUGGUGGGCAUGGAGCUGAAUCCUGAAUACGAGAGCCUGUCCCUAGAUGUCUCUUCUGCCUGGCAGCGUGGGCUUGAGACCGAGAACAGCUCCCGGAGUCUGCGUAUUACAGGUGUACAGAAUGUAGCGGUGUACGAGGACAUCCUCCGUAGUGUCAGCUACCGCACAGGGCCCCGGGCCUCAUUAUACUCACGGAAAUUCCAUUUGUCCUGCAGUGAGAUGAAUGAGAGAUAUGUAAGCAACCCGCUAUACACUGAGGUUGACAUGUUACACGGGAUUCACGCCGUCUCGCCCAGUCACCUCCUAUCCGCUCAGCAGUUUAUCCACAAUGUACACCAGGCACCUGCAGAGUUAUCCGGCCAUGCACUGGUCGGCGCCAACCACAGCUCAGCCUUUCCGGGGGUGGCCAUGGUCAUCAUCGUGGUGUGCAUCGGAUUCUUGGCCCUGAUCGUCACUCUGGGGCUCUCCAGGAUACACAACGUGAGGCAGAGGGGUUUCGAGGGGGCAGAGAUGGAGGCGGGCAACCAACGGGACCCGUUCUGGGAGGACUCCGCCAUGACCAUAACUGUGAACCCAAUGGAGUCGCUGCAGUCUCGCGGUCUGGUCACGGCACAGAAAUCAGCCGUCUCGGAGAAGCACGACCCGGAAGAGGAGAAGCGUUGAGAUUCAUCUCUUUAUUUUUUUUAGACAGCCGUGCAUCCGUGUUACUUCUCGCUUAUGUGUCAUCCCCACCAUCGUCUGGUGUGUAUGCCACAUCCCGACACAACUUGUGCGGUGCGCGCCACUUCUGACUGCACUCUAGUGCUACUUCUCUGACACUCUAAGCGACGAGUGCAACACAUAAGACACUCAGCCUGGGACAUGUCCCACCAACUUCUCCUCUCUCUCUCUGGAGUGUGUGUCACAGCCUGGCUGUCUCUUGAAGAGCGCCACCCACCCUGAUGCAGGCUGGGUUGUGUAUUACGUCCACAAUAUCUGUCAUUCCGGAUGCCUCCCCUCCCCCAUAUUUUACAUUUACGUCAUCAUUUCUCAGGGGAAAACUCGCCGCCUCCUCUCCUCCAUUCCGUGUUUGUAACCGUCUCAUGUGAUGUUUUUACAUUAGGGUCCCUGAGAGGCUGCUACCGAUUCCCUUUUCUGGCCAAAUAGGCUCCUCCCACUAAAUUUUUUUUUUUUUCGGGAUUCAGCUUCGCUCUAAUCACAGAGACUAAAGUACCGAAAGAAUGACGGCUCGGUACAAGAAACGCCAACAAAAGAUGGCUGAUACCCCACAGACACGAUGGCCCAAUGCCGCCCCUCUCCCCCCAAUUGUAAUUUUUUUUUGUUCCUAUAUAAAAGUGUUAACCCCUUCCUGUCUCUCCCCCACCUUGUUCAUGUCUCUGCCCCUGUGAAUGGGGUGCUCGGAUAAUGGGGGUCACGACAAUGAAUGAAAUAACACUGAUUUCUGGUAUAAAUAUAUAUAAAACUAUAUAUAAAAAAAAUAUAUAGAGAGAACACAAUC